AUGCAGAAACGAAGGGAAUGUUUGGAAAGGUUUGUAUUGAAAUCUUUUCUUCUCUUCCUUUUUCGUUUUUUUCUUUCUUUCUUUCUUGUUUUUUUCCCCCUUAUUAUUGUUUCCACUGGAGAUUCCUUCUUUAUCUCCCAGCUUCCUUCAGGAAUUGGAAUUACUACCACCCCUUUUACCAUUAUUAUUAUUAUCAUCAUCAUCACUAUUAUUGUUAUUAUUAUGUUACCACUAUCAUCACCCUCCAUUUUUGUACAAAAAAUUAUUUAUCUUUUCAUUUUUUUAUCAUUUUUUUUAUCAUUUUUUUUAUCAUUUUCUUUUCUUUUUUUGUUUGUUUGUGUUUGUGUGUGUAUGUGUUUUUUUUUUCUGAAAUUGAGAGCAACAUAUCACUACUGGACGGUUGAUUGUGCCCGUGUUACCUUACAAGAAAUACAGAGGAGUACGGUGAUCUCUUUUUUUUUUUUUCCUUUCCUUUAA
Molecule: messenger RNA, 477 nt
Organism: Trypanosoma brucei brucei TREU927
Lineage: Eukaryota; Euglenozoa; Kinetoplastea; Trypanosomatida; Trypanosomatidae
Exons: 1
Coding region: 1-477 (158 amino acids)
Source: RefSeq, a predicted model, not a curated record